AUGAAGGCCCCUUACCAGUGGGCCUUGUUUGCCACCAGCACUUUGAAGAAUCUAGAAACCGCUUCUCCCACAGUCACCAUCUCUUCCCCUUCAGCUACCAUCAUCGGAGAACUUGACAAUAAAGACGUUAAAAAUGUCGAAGUGUUCAAGGGCAUUCCAUUUGCAGAACCUCCUGUUCCUUCCAAUGCUUUGCGUCUCAAGCCACCUCAACCGAUCACUACGAGUCUAGGCACAGUUCAAGCCACUGGAUAUCCUGCAGCAUGUCCUCAGAUGGAUGUGCGCGAAACAAAAUGCAUGCCUUUACCACCUAACAUCGCAGCACUUAUGGGGCCGACGGGCCCAAAUCCAGAAGUGAUUGAUGAGGACUGCCUGACGUUGAACAUCUGGCGACCCAAGGAUUCCACCCCAGACAAAAAAUACCCCGUUCUCUUCUGGAUCUAUGGAGGGUCGUUUGAAGUCGGAAGCAAUAUGGAUCUUCCGGGUGGUCCAAUUGUUGAGGCCUCCAUCAAUCAGGACCUGCCUAUCAUCUUUGUCAGCGCCAAUUACCGUCUUGGUGGAUUCGGAUUUCUACCCGGACAACGCGUCAGAGACGAUGAAUCUGCCAACUUGGGUCUGCAGGAUCAGCGGCUGGCGCUGCAAUGGGUAGCCGAUAACAUUCAUAACUUUGGUGGAGACCCUAGCAAGGUCACCAUAUGGGGACAGUCCGCCGGUAGUCAUUCUGUCUUUCAUCAGAUGGCGUUAUACAAUGGUGAUCACACGUACCAUGGGUCUCCUUUAUUCCAAGGCGGCAUUAUGAAUUCCGGCAACACAUGGCCGGUCGAUGAUGUGAAUGGAACAAGAGGAGAACAAGUAUACAAACACGUUGUGGAAAACUCUCCCUGCUCCCCGGGAAAUGACAGCUUGGCCUGUCUGCGCGACUUGAAGUAUCCGGAUUUCCUCCGCGCUGUCAAUUCCGUGCCCAGCAGAUCCGGCCACUUCAGCCUCUCUCUAUCCUAUCUGCCCCGACCAGAUGGUAAAGUCGUGACUGCCUCCCCCGAGGAAGCCGUAUUGAAUGGAACCUACGCCAAGGUGCCUUUCAUUGUCGGAGACCCCGAAGACGACGGCUCAGCUGUUGUCAUGAAUAUGACGAAUAUCACCACGACUGACCAUGUCACCGAUUAUCUCUGGGGAUAUUAUUAUCGGAAUGCAGAGCGAUCGCAGAUCAAAGAACUAGUUUCCAUCUACGCCGAUGACUAUGAAUAUGGUGCACCAUUCCACACCCCACCCUCGAACUCACUCUACCCUCAAUCCAAACGUCUGGCAGCCAUCCUGGGGGACUUUACUGUUCUGCUUACUCGACGGUUCAUUCUCGCCGACGCGGUGCCUGACCGACGGAACGUUCCAUCAUGGUCGUUCAUCUUUUCCGCCUUCAAGGGAAUCCCGUACCUGGGCUCCUUUCACGGCAGCGAACUGUACAUGCGAGAAAUCUGGAAGAUGCUCCAAAGAGACUUUCCCGAUUUGUUUCCGGGGGAUAUCGAACCGGCUAUUGCUUCCAUGUGGUCAUACUAUUUCUCUUUCAUCUAUUACCAGGAUCCAAACAAAGCCAACCAGACCCUGAAGUGGCCACAGUGGACGGAUAACCAGCAGAUCAUGAACUUUACUCGGAAUGGCAACGAGAUUAAGCCGGAUACCUUUCGAUACAAAGCGACAGAGUUUCUGGUCAACAACGUUGAGUCUCUCCGGAUUUGA
Aspergillus sclerotioniger CBS 115572 is the source of this 1728-nucleotide messenger RNA. RefSeq names its product cholinesterase. Lineage: Eukaryota; Fungi; Ascomycota; Eurotiomycetes; Eurotiales; Aspergillaceae. The record is from RefSeq and is a predicted model, not a curated record. Bases 1 to 1728 code for a protein of 575 amino acids. The transcript has a single exon.